Messenger RNA from Penicillium vulpinum, 1563 nucleotides. RefSeq lists its product as uncharacterized. NCBI's taxonomy places the organism in Eukaryota, Fungi, Ascomycota, Eurotiomycetes, Eurotiales, Aspergillaceae. Gene Ontology annotation, cellular component: mitochondrion. The transcript is spliced from 5 exons. The annotation marks the transcript as partial. The record is from RefSeq and is a predicted model, not a curated record.
GUAUCUAUAACCUUUCCGCCAACGCGUGUCUUCUUCCAACCAUCAGGCUGCGCCAUCCGCGCAGUGAAUACCCUCUGCACAGACACCUCCUCGCACUCUGAACAUGAACACUUGUUUCGCUAUACUAGUGGAAGGUGGCUCUGGGAUGAAGAACAACAGCUCCGUGACAGAUAUAAGACCUUCAAUAUCACAGAGCUUCAAACACUAGCGGCCAAAGCCAUUGGGGCGGAUGGCUGUGUUUCAAUGAAAAAACUGGCCGAGGGGGGAUUUAAUAAAGUGUUUCGUCUUCUCAUGCAUGAUGGAAAAUCAGUCCUGGUACGUAUACCAAAUCCAAACGCAGGGCCUUCAUUUUAUACGACUGCCUCGGAGGUUGCUACAAUGGAAUUUGCCCGGAUAAUUCUGAAAAUCCCUGUUCCUCAAAUAGUCGGGUGGAGUGCUACUGCCAAAAACCCGGUGGGCUCAGAAUACAUCAUUAUGGAGGCGACAGGAUCCCAACUUGGGACAGUGUGGGAUGAAAUGACUCCGGACUUUAAGCUAAAAACUAUGAGGGAGGUCGUGUCCAUUGAGACCAGGAUGCUCUCAAUAUCAUUUUCACACUAUGGAAGCAUAUAUUUUGCAAGUGAUGCAGUGGAGGGUGCUGUUCCUGCGCAGAUUAUUGACGAUGCUCCCGCCGAAUUGAAAAAUCAAGUCGCGAAGACGUUCAUUAUUGGACCUACAGUCGACAGAGACUUCUGGAACAAAGAGCGCUCCAAUAUGGAUAUAUUCCGAGGCCCCUGGUCAAACCCAGGAGAUUAUGCUCUAAGUAUUGCUUCCCGCGAAAUGGCAUGGAUCGAACAGCACGCGACCCCAAAAUCGCCGGAUGAUCCUCCUUUGGCCUCUUCCGCCCAAAAUAGCCCACAGGCGCAUUCGGAUCUUCUAGGAAGAUACACUAAGGUAGCCCCUUUCCUUAUGGGCUUCGAUAAAACUCUGACCCGCUCCACGUUAUGGCAUACGGAUCUUCACACGUCCAAUAUUUUCGUGGAUAAUGGUCAUAUCACAGCCAUCAUUGACUGGCAAGGUACAUGGGCCGGGCCACUUCUUAUCCAAGCACGACCCUCUCCGCUUGUCGACUAUCAAGGGGGCACAAUACUGAAGCGUCCGGAAAAUUUCGACGAGCUUGAUACUAAAGAACAAGCUCGGAUCAAACAGAAAAUUCUCAAGUCCACUCUUCUUCAGCUUUAUCUCAUGGAGACCGAAGAACGCAAUCCGGUACUGGCAAAAGCAUAUAACUUGGACCAUGGGAAAACAAGGCGUCUACCUAUCGAACUAGCUGGGAAUACUUGGGAUGAUGAUAUCGUACCCUUCCGGGAAGCGCUUAUCAAUAUAGAAAGGUACUGCAAAGAGCUGGGUAUAGAAGGAGACUGCCCAAUCCAUUUUACUGAGGAUGAGUUGCAGAGUCAUUUGGUUGAUGCCGAGGGUUGGAAUGAGGUUCAGGGAUUUUUUGACGGCAUUGAGGAUCUUCUGAAGAGAGAUGGCUGGACGCAUCAUGAUACCUUUGAUGCUGCAUUGACUCUUUUUUUCUGA